UCUGGCAAAUGGUCAGGCAUUGCGACUUCGGCCAAGAACUUUGCAAUCGUCAACCCAAUGAGACUGCUGUUGCACGUCAGAGAAGAUGGAGAGCUAUAUCAUGUUGGAUUCAAGGCAAAUGACCCUGUCACUCGAACAGAAGGAAAGUCAGACACUUCGGACUGGUUGAAUGUGGAAGUGGUCAAGAUUCGUCCUGGACCACUGCCAUUGUUGAACAAGCCAGUUGUCGUUACUGCGGAUGGACAGGUAGAGGGCAAGGAGCCUGAAAAGACAUUUUUGCAGAAAUACUGGUGGGCAAUUGGUCUCUUCCUGCUCGUGCAAAUGGUCAUGGGCGGCGGCAAAGGAGAGUAA
Molecule: messenger RNA, 351 nt
Organism: Pseudocercospora fijiensis CIRAD86
Lineage: Eukaryota; Fungi; Ascomycota; Dothideomycetes; Mycosphaerellales; Mycosphaerellaceae
Exons: 2
Source: RefSeq, a predicted model, not a curated record